Cucumis melo (muskmelon) is the source of this 1326-nucleotide messenger RNA. RefSeq names its product F-box/kelch-repeat protein At1g23390. The transcript has a single exon. Lineage: Eukaryota; Viridiplantae; Streptophyta; Magnoliopsida; Cucurbitales; Cucurbitaceae. Gene Ontology annotation, molecular function: protein binding. Gene Ontology annotation, cellular component: nucleus; cytosol. Gene Ontology annotation, biological process: proteasome-mediated ubiquitin-dependent protein catabolic process. The record is from RefSeq and is a predicted model, not a curated record. The coding region runs from base 84 to 1217 and encodes 377 amino acids.
CUGUAGAUAGAGAAUUGUUGUGUUAUAUAUAUUUAUCCAAUCAAAGAUGCCCUCCUCAAGUGUUCCAGUCACAGCUUGCCUCCAUGUCCACGGAAGAGACGGCGGAUGAGCAUGACGGCGCCUCUGUACACGGCGAUAUUUUGGAGUCAAUUCUCUCUCACGUCCCUCUCAUCGAUCUCGCUUCUUCCUCUUGCGUUUCACGUGGUUGGGAACGCGCCGUUUCAUCCUCUCUCUCCCAUUUCAAUUCCCCCAAACCAUGGCUCCUCCUCCACUUUCCUUCUUCCGCCUCUGCCGCUGCCUACGACCCUCGCUCCGCCAUCUGGAUGGACAUCAACUGCCGCCAUCCGAUCACACCCGCCACCGCCCCUCUCCGUUCUUCUCACUCCACCUUGCUCUACACACUCACCCCUUCCCAAUUCUCUUUCUCCAUCGACCCCCUCCACCUCAAGUGGCAUCACGUGUCUCCCCCGUUGACGUGGCGAACUGACCCAAUCGUUGCCCUCGUUGCCAGCAGACUCAUCGUCGUCGCCGGCACGUGUGUCUUCGUUGACGAACCUCCCGCCGUUGAGAUUUACGACUUGGAAUCCAAUACAUGGGAAACGUACGAAUAUUUGCCUUCAAUUUUCGCCGAAUACGCGACCGCCGUAUGGUAUUCCGUUGCUGUUGAUGAUCAUAAACUACACAUCAUGCAUAAAAGUUCGGCGGCCAUAUUUUCGUUUGACCCGACGGAGAAAUCGUGGGCAGGCCCGUAUGAAUCGAAACCCGACCCGAAUUUGUUUUCCUCGAUAAUCGGAUUCGCCGGCGGUGAAAUGGUGGUUGUGGGACUGACGGGAUCGCCGGAGGAUGUUCAAAGUGUGAAGAUAUAUGGAGUGACGGCUGCCGAAUUUUCGGAAUGGAGGGAGAUUGGGGAAAUGCCGAAGUCAUUGGUUGAGAAAUUACAGGGAGAAAGUGCAGAAAUGGCGUCGAUCGGAAUGUCGUGGGCGGGAGAUUUCUUAUUUAUUCACCAUGGUUCGGACCCGGUGGAGAUGAUACAGUGCGAGGUGGUCGGGGGUGGUUGUAGGUGGGGAAGCGUACCAAAUACGGUGGUAGAUGACCGGAUUCGGCUACGGGGGUUGGUGUUGACGAGUUCGAAUAUGGGUAUCGAAGAAUUGAAGAAAGCAUUGAGAUCAGAAAGGCCACGAAUCACCAUCAAGAUCAAGGAUUGUGUCGGGGACUGAAUCCGAUCGUUUUUGUCCAAUGCCAAAUCUUUAUUUGUUCCCCAAAUUUCCAUUUCAUAUUAAAUAUACGAGUACUAAUAAUAUUAUUAUUUUCCUUUGGGGUUGCAAA